This is a messenger RNA of Opisthocomus hoazin, 9309 nucleotides long. The record is from RefSeq and is a predicted model, not a curated record. NCBI's taxonomy places the organism in Eukaryota, Metazoa, Chordata, Aves, Opisthocomiformes, Opisthocomidae.
AUGGAUAGUGGGAUUGAGUGUGCCCUCAGCAAGUUUGAUGAUAACACUAAGCUGAGUGAUUCAUUUACAUGUUUUAAUGGAGGUGAGUGUGUCUACAGAGAGCUGUGCAACUGCAGUCGAUUUAAUGCAACUGGACCAAGAUGCCAGACAGUGUAUAAUACAGGUGCUGAAAGAGAUCAUAUAUGCAGAACAUGGGGUCAAUAUAAUUUUGAAACUUUCGAUGGACUCUAUUAUUAUUUUUCUGGCAAAUCCACAUACGCGCUUGUGAGACAUACUGAAUUAGAUGAACAGAGUUUCUCCAUACAGGUGAAUAAUGAUCCUGAGUGCCAUUCUUCUCCUUACUCCUGCAGAAGGUCUGUUAGUUUAUUCUUUUCUGGAGAUGAACAGAUAAAGAUGAGCAGUGAAGUCACCUAUAAAGGAUAUGGAGUACAGUUACCUUCUAUUAUUGGAAACUUACACAUUCAGAAGCUAGCUGGAUACUUCCUAGUCAGGCACCAGUAUGCCUUUACUCUGGCUUGGGAUGGUACCUCUGCAGUGUAUAUCAAAAUGGCACCAGAGUACCUGGGCAAAACACAUGGACUGUGUGGAAACAAUAAUGCUAUCCUGCAGGAUGAUCUUGAAACUAGUUAUGGAAAACUGACAGAUGAUGUAACAGAAUUCGUAGAGAGCUGGCAGGAAAAUCCUCUGCAAGGAGCACCCAAUUGGGAUAAAUCUCUUCUCAAUGAACCACCCUGCCUGACACAAAGCCAUGAAUCUCUAGAGAGGGCAUAUGCUUUGUGUAACAUCCUGUUACAUCCCCCGUUUGAACAAUGUCAUGAAUAUGUGAGUCCUGUUCCUUUUAUGGCAAGCUGCACCAACGAUCUUUGCAUGUCAGCGGUUGGUAAUGCAACUUGGUGUCGAGCAUUAACAGAAUAUGCCAGAGCAUGCGCCCAAGCAGGAAAGCCACUUCAUGGAUGGCGAAUGCACUUUCAGCAGUGUGUGAUUACCUGUGCUGAACCCUUGACCUACAAUGAAUGCAUCAACUGUUGCCCUGUUUCAUGUCAUCAGCAAUCACAGUGCAUUGACAGUGAGCUUCCCUGCAUUGAUGGAUGCUACUGUCCAGAUGGCUUAAUUUAUGAAAAUGAAGUGUGUGUCAAGCCUAUGGACUGUCCUUGUGACUACCAUGGAAGUUUCUUUGAAGUGGGUUCAGUGGUUUAUGAGGAAUGUAAUAACUGCACUUGCAUUGGAGGAAAGUGGAUUUGUACAAAUCUUACGUGUCCAGCUGAGUGCUCAGUUUCAGGAGACAUCCAUUUCAUGACCUUUGAUGGGCGCAAAUACACUUUCCGAGCUACCUGCCAAUAUAUUCUAGCAAAAAGCCGUACAUCUGAAGCGUUUACUAUAUCCUUGCAAAAUGCUCCUUGUGGACAGAACCAGGAUGGAUCAUGUAUCCAAUCAAUCAGCCUUAUUCUUAAGCAGGACCCCAAGAGGCAAGUGACACUGACUCAUUCAGGAGAUGUUUUGGUGUAUGACCAAUACAAAAUUAACCUGCCUUAUGCAGAUGAGUUAUUUGAAAUAAGGAAACUCUCCUCUGUAUUUCUUCAAGUAAAGACACACAUUGGAUUACAGAUACUGUACGACAGAGAAGGACUGAGGCUUUACCUUCAAGCUGAUGGACGGUGGAAAGAUGAUACUGUGGGCCUUUGUGGAACUUUCAAUGGAAAUACGGAGGAUGAUUUUUUAUCUCCAGUUGGAGUAACUGAAAGCACUCCAGAGCUGUUUGGAAACACAUGGAAAACUUCAUCAACAUGCUUUCUUGUGCAUGAUAGUUCGCAAAUGGAUCCGUGUGAUAUUCAUCUGCAGGCAGCCUCUUAUGCAGCGGAAGCCUGUAGCAUCCUUAUGAAAGAACUUUUUGCUCCGUGCUACCCCUAUUUGAGUCCUGUUCCCUAUUUUGAGCAGUGCAGAAAAGACACUUGCAAAUGCGGACAUACUUGUUUUUGUUCUGCUCUGGCCCAUUAUGCUCACCAUUGCCGAAGAUUUGGAGUCACAAUAGAUUUCAGAAGAGGUGUCCCAGACUGUGCUCUUUUCUGUGAAGAUACAAAGGAGUACAGUACUUGCGUAUCUACCUGUGGCAGAACCUGCCAAGCACUGUCUGUGCCAGAGACAUGCAGCAGUGAUUGUGUUGAAGGCUGUGCUUGUCCCUCUGGAAUGUAUUUGAAUUCCAAGACUGAACAAUGUGUGCAGCGAAAUGAAUGUCCGUGUUAUUUUCAAGGAAUUGACUAUCCCCCUGGAGAAAACAUUAUGACAUCUUUGGGCAGAUGCCAUUGCAGGGAUGGAGUAAUGAAUUGUGAUAACAACAGAAUAGUGCACAGCUGCCCAAUUGGACAGAUUUAUGUUAACUGCAGUAAUCCACAAGUUGAUCCUGAACUCAGCAGAGAGAGGACUUGUGAGAAUCAGCUGCUAAACCUCACUUUUUCAGGACACCUUCCUUGUGUUUCAGGUUGUGUCUGCCCACCAGGUCUUGUUAAACAUGGGGAUGCAUGCUUGGAAACAGAUGAAUGUCCAUGUUCAUGGAAAGGAAAGGAAUACUUUCCAGGUGACAAAGUCAUUUCUUCCUGUCAUACAUGCAUUUGCCAGCAUGGAUCAUUUCAAUGCACCUUCCAUCCUUGCCCAUCAAUGUGCACAGCGUAUGGGGAUCGGCAUUACAGAACAUUUGAUGGACUAACAUUUGAUUUUGUUGGAACUUGUAAGGUUUAUCUAGUUAAGGGUACUUCUUCAACCAGUUUUUCUGUUAUUAUAGAGAAUAUUAACUGUUUUAAUACUGGAAUCAUUUGCAGAAAAAACAUUUUUAUUAAUGUUGGAAAAUCUUUUUUAAUAUUGGAUGAUGAAACUGGAAAUCCCAGCUUAUCUAGUUACAUAGACAAACUGCAAAAAAUACUGUUAUGGAAAGCUGGAUUUUUCACUGUUGUUCAUUUUCCUAAUGAGCACAUCACAAUUCUUUGGGAUCAGAGAACAACAGUUCAUGUACAGAUGGGUCAUCAGUGGCAGGUAAAAGGAAGUUUGGAAAACAGUUGCAGCUGGUUUUGUUUUGUAUCAUAUAAUUUUGAAUUAACAAACUCACAAGAGUUUGGAAACAGCUGGACAGCUGUAGAGUGUGUUGACAGCUCUGACAUUCGCAAUCCCUGCAGUUUGAAUCCCCUUCGAGAGCCAUUUGCCAAGAAGGAAUGUGGAAUACUGUUAAGUGAAGCAUUUGAAGCUUGCCAUCCAGUGAUUGAUGUCACCUGGUUUUACUCAAACUGCUUAGCAGAUACAUGUGGUUGUAACCAAGGAGGUGAUUGUGAGUGUUUCUGUACAAGCGUAUCGGCAUAUGCCCAUCAGUGCUGCCAGCAUGGAGUUGCUGUAGACUGGAGGUCCCCUAGAGUGUGUCCUUAUGAUUGUGAAUAUUUCAACAAAGUUCUGGGAAAGGGCCCAUACAAACUGGUCAGCUAUUUGGAUGGAGAAUUUGUAAUGGCAGUGAAACUGCUGGAUGGUGUUGUUUUACCAGUGAGAGAAGAAGAUAUUUUUCCUGAACAUGCAGUGAGCUUUAUGCUGACUUCAGGACUUUAUAAACCCAAAGCACAUGAUUCCAACUUGAUUUCAUUUGAAGUGGCUGAGAGACCAAACUAUUUUCUUCAGUUGGCCUUCAAUAAUACUCUCCUUCUUUCUAAAUGGGAAAAAAGCGAAGAGUUUCACAACAGAUCUACAUUUGUCAUUCACAAGAAUACAUGGCUUUCGGGAUACAGUUCCUUUGAGUCAUUUGCGAAACCAGGAUACUUCAUCCACAUUUCAGGCUCCUCAGUUGAGCUUUUGAAGUACCAUCAUUCAGAGGAGUUCAGACUGUCAACCCUUUUUAAGCUUGUAGAUGUCAAAUUUAAAUUUCUAUCCCGUUCUGCAUGUGAAUGGCAUUAUGAUGCCUGUACAAGCCCUUGUUUCAAGACAUGCAGGGACCCUUUGGGAAAAACCUGUCAGGCAGUACCGAAAGUGGAAGGAUGCAUCCCUGCCUGUCCUCUCAAUAUGUUGCUGGACGAAAUCACUCAAAGAUGCGUGUAUUUUGAAGACUGCAUUGAACCUGCAGAUGAUAGUUCACCUUUGCCACCCAGCACUCAAAUACCAGCAGUUUCACACAUAACACCAAGUACAAGUUUGGCAGCAAUGAGGGAAGUGGUAACUUCAUUUCCUGUACCUGAAGCAAAGGACAUUGAAACAACACUUGCUUCAGAGCUGCAACUCACUGCAGCUACAGGGAAAACUGAAUUUUCAGCCGUUACAUCUAAUACAACACUUCCAAGAAUAACUUUAUCAUCAAAUACUUCUUCACAGUCAACAGAAAUGACAUCUGGGAAAACUACUACAACAAUGUCUGAGACAACAAAAUCUAAUGUAAGCUUGUCUUCUCCUGUUGACAUUUCCCCAUUGUUUCCAUCUAAGGUCAGUUCUGAAACUUCCACAAAGAUACAACCAAUCAGUAGUGGUUCCACUAAACUAUUAAGGGCUACAGAACCUCAGACAGUAACUGCUAGACACGCAGUGACUACAAGCACAGAAUCAGAAAGCAAACCUAUUUCUCCUUUUUUUUUUACUGGGACAGCACUUACACUUAGAACAACAGAAUUGCCAGUCAAAACUAAAAUAAUGGAAAUAUCAGAAAUAGCCACAAGAACAUUUCCCACAAAAGAAGCACAAGUAAAACCAGAAGGACUUACCACAUUUACACCCAGUUCAUUUGAAUCAAUAACAGAAAAAACUACUGUGUAUCUGCCCCAGUUUCCGACACCACCACCAGUAAACCUAACAGCAACUUCAGAAGGGAAAAAAAUAAGCAUAGGACAGUCUUUUACCACAGUAGCCAAUGUUACAGUAAUAUCAUUUUCUCCUGUGAUUACUACUUUGUUAAAACCAGCCUCUUCAGCAACAACAAAAGCAGCAAUUGUUUUAACUGAACAAAGCAUGAAGACUACAUCUUCACCAACAUCCACACCACCUGUUUCAUUAGGAAAGGCAAUUACAGAACCUCCUAUUGAAAUGGUUCAACACCUGGCUCGUACUACAGAGGUACCUUUCACUACAACUCUAGGUCCAAAGACAUCAACUCUGCAAACUCAAGAGAGGUCAUCAGGAACAACUUUGUUAUCAUUUACAACUCAUAAGAAGGAAACUCCCAAAACAACAUCUCAUGUGGAACAUACGUCAAGUUACUAUGUCCCUCCAUAUUCACUACAUCCUUGUUCUACAACUGAAAAAUCCAUCACUCUUUCUACAAAAAGACCUUCAAUGUCUGUUCCUACUCCUGCUUCUCCAGUUUCAGGUGAGAUAAAAAAAACAUUUGAAACUGUUUCAACUACAAGAUAUCCCUCAUACAUACUUCUAAACACAACAGAGUUCCUCACUACAUUAUACACUAAAUAUCCUGUUGUGGCUGAGGCUAUGAGAGUGACACCUUUGUCUGCUGAGGUAACAUCCAAAAUAACAUCCCCUUUUGAAUUAGCAGCAAAGUCAACUUUGUUUUCUGGAAAAACAUCUACCAAAUACAAGUCAACUCUGGUUUCAAGCACAGUGAAGACAAGCACUUCAGCGUAUUCAGGUACUGUUACCACAUCAGCAAUGAAAACCUCUAUCUCAUCAAAAGAAGCCACCAGAGUUCCUUUCAUAGCUACAGAAAGAGAGUCAGCUCAAACAACAUCCAUCACUGGAUCUCCGCUUACUCUCUUUAGUGGAACUGAAACCACAUUGUUGAAAACGCAGCCUGAUACGUCACAAGUGGAAAGAAUUACUAGCAUCUCUACUAGAAAGCCAUCUGUUUUCCCUUUUUCACCAUCAAGUUCUCCAAUCUCUUUAAAUAUUUCUCUUCCUUCACUACCCUCAUAUGGAAAAGAAGCAUUAUCGACAGCAACAACCUCUUUACAUCCAAGUUCUGUUUUACUUCCAGUAACAAAGUCGUCUUACACUUUCUCCACCUCUCGGUAUCUAGCCGAUAAAUCACUUUCUUUACCUUCUUUAACACAAAUGGUACUGGAAGUAACAACCACACCAAAAUAUCCAGUAGAAACUGCAAUGAAAUCUACAGUCCAAAGUACAACAGACACAGUAAAACUUCCAGCAGCUACAGCUCAGCCAUCCUUUUCUCCAUCUUCAGUAGGCCUCUUCUUUUGGCAGACAUCUUCAGGAGAUAAACUUUCAGUACAGACCACAAAGACCAUGGUUAUACCACAUUUUUCUACUCAGAAGGCUAUGGAACUUGGUAGUCAGACUUCUGAGCCUUUGUUGACAAGCCAAAGCAGUACCCCAGUUUACCAGUACCCUGCAGAAACUCAAACAAAAUCCACUGUUCAGCCACAAAGUGUCUUUAGCACAACUAAAGCUACAGUAGGACUGACUUCCUCAUACACCUUAAUCACCUCACUACCUGAAGCUGCGUCGUCAGCCAGUACUACUCAAACUUCAAAACUUCAAAUAUCAUCUGAGGUGCAAACGCCUUCCUUGAGUCCACUGCUAAUGAUAUCUGACCAUCCAAAUGACACAACAGCUUCCUCAGUUUCCUCAUUUGUCUAUUUAUCUACCAAACCACUUUAUGGCUUGACUACAACAUUUUCUGGUGGACUGGCAACAGCUGAAGUUGUGUCAGGAGUCACAGCAUCAGCUUUUAUGCCACCUAGAGAAACAGCAACUCUUCAAACUUGUACACCAAUCACAGAGAAUGAGUGCAUAAAACACAUUUGCUUGGAUGGACAACUGAUCCAAGUUAAUAAGUCACAGAACUGCCCAUACAGUGCAACUCAACCCAGCUGUGGAGUUUUAGGAUUUGCUACUCAAACGAAUGGUGACAAAUGCUGCCCAAAGUGGGAAUGUGCAUGUCGUUGCACAAUUUUCACUGAUUUGAGCAUUGUAACCUAUGAUGGAAAUCAUGUGGCUUUAUUCAAAGCAGCAUCUUAUAUUGUUAGUCAAACUCAAGAUGAAACUAUAACCAUCCAUAUCCUUGACUGUAGAAUGAGUAAUUCAAAUUCAACUUCCUUGUGCCUGGCAAUGUUGAAUCUAACCUAUGAAUCAAACCAAAUUAUUAUCAAUCAUUUAAGUAGAAAAAUAACAGUAAAUUCAAGAUUUGCUUGGCCUACUGUUAGAAAAUAUGGAUACAAAGUCGAGGAUUCAGGCUUCAAGUAUGCGAUUGAGACACCGUCAAAAAUCAGAAUUCAAUGGUUUCACAACACAGGCGUGAUGAUUAUUGAUUCUAAUAGUACCAGGGAACCAAGAGCUUUGGGACUAUGUGGUUUUUGCGAUAGAAGCUUGGAAAAUGACCUGAUGCUACCCAACAGGACAGUUUUAAGCAAAAGCAAUGCUCCAUCGACUUUUAUAGACAGCUGGCAAGUGCCAGACACGUUAAAGUAUGUUGGAGAAGACAGGCAUCAGGAAACUAAUUGCUCAGUCAUGGACUGCUCAGAGUGCUUAAGAAUGGUGUUGAACCACACCUUCAGCAGCUGUCAUCCUUAUGUUCCACCUGAGCUAUUCUGUGAUAUAUGGGUUCAGGACACUGAGUACAUUCGAAAUCCAUGCAUUUCACUAGCUGCCUAUGUGGCAAUGUGCAACAAAUUUAAUAUUUGUAUAGAAUGGAGGAGCUCUGAUUACUGCCCCUUCCCCUGCUCUGAAAACUUCUCCUAUCAGGCUUGUAUAGCUGCCUGUGAGGUUGCAGAUAGUUGUCAGAAUAAUGAGGUUGCUUCUCUGGACUCCGACUCCUGCUCAGGGUUGACGGAAGGCUGCGUCUGUGCUGGAGGCACCAUCCUUCACCGAGCUCACACUGCUGUCUGUAUCCCUGAAGAAAAAUGUGCUUGUACAGACAGCUCAGGAGCACCUCAUGCAGUAGGUGAGAUCUGGAAAACUUCUUUGAGCGAAUGCUGUAUGCAAAAAUGUGUUGACAGUGAGACCAUUAUUCCAGUGGAGUACAACUGUUCGGAUACCCAUAAUUUAGACUGUCAGCGAUUUGCAGAAGUGCCCUUACUUGUUCCUGGUGAUCAGACAUGUUGUCCUCAGAAGAUCUGUAUUUGUAAUCAGAGCCUCUGUGAACCCCUAAUCCCUGAGUGUAAUGGCUUGGAAAAGCUGGUCACUUACUACAGUGAAGAAUCCUGUUGUCCCAACUAUGUUUGUGAAUGUGAUCCAGCAAAAUGUGAACCAAUGGAGCAGAUGCCAAGCUGUCAAGACGAUCAAACACUAAUUGCUGCUCGAGUGGAGAGUACCUGCUGCAUUUCCUAUAUAUGUGCAUGCGGGGCUUGCUCUGAUCAAAUACCCGAAUGUCAAGAAGGAGAAGUUCUUGUUGUGGAUGGCAACACUACAGAGAGGUGUUGCCCUACGUACCAGUGUAUUUGUGAAAUACAUCGUUGUCCUGAAUUCAAAUGUAUGCUAGGCAUGUCUUUGGUGGAGGUGUGGAGCCCAGAGAAGUGCUGCCCCUUUCGGACAUGUGAAUGUGCAUGCGAAAUGAUCCCCAAACCUCAGUGCAAAGUGGGGCAGAAACUUCAUAUAGAUGAACAAUUUCAGAACAGUACAGAAAAUAUCUGUAACUGUGUUAAGUACAAAUGUGUGAGAGACAAAGUUUGCCUGAGUAAUGACAGAGGUGUGCUGCUUCCUGGACAGUCAAUCAUGGAACACAGUGCGGAUGGCAUUUGCCGUAUUUCUUAUUGUACAAAUAUGAUUGAUCCCUCCACUAAAUACUACCAAAUAAACACAUCUUCAAUAGACUGUGCUGUAAAGUGCAAACCUAACCAAGUCUAUCAGCCUCCAAAAGAUUUAACAACUUGCUGUGGUAGCUGUAAGAACUUGUCUUGCCUCCACACUUUCAGCAAUGGCACAGUGUCAAAUUUCAAGCCUGGUACUGUUUGGAUUUCAAACUGCAUCAGAUACGAAUGCACUAACACUGCAGUAGGACCAGUUCUGGUUUCCUCUUCAGUUGGCUGCCCACCCUUUAAUGAAACUGAAUGUGUGAAGGUUGGAGGCUACGUUGUACCAUUCUUAGAAGGAUGCUGCAAAACAUGUAAGGAAGACGGAAAAUUCUGUAAAAAGGUGACUGUUAGGAUGACUAUCCGCAAGAAUGACUGCAGGAGUAACACACCAGUGAACAUCGUUUCGUGUGAUGGAAAGUGCCCGUCUGCAAGCAUUUACAACUACAAUAUCAACACAUAUGCAAGAUUCUGCAAAUGCUGCAGGGAGCUCGGACUACAGAGACGAAUUGUGCAAUUGUAUUGCACCAGUAAUUCAACCUGGGUCAGCUAUUCAAUCCAAGAACCUACAGAUUGUUCUUGCCAAUGGUCUUAA